AACGAAGCCGCCGAACCACCUCCUAUCGCUACCAAACUAGAAGCGCCAAUGGGGUCAGGGUGAGACCGCCGACGCCGUUCCUCAACUUCGCCAUCGGUCGGAGUCUGCCAGGCGGCCGGGUUUAGGAACGCCAAUGCCGGGAGAGAAAUUAAGAUCGACCUGUGUGGAUCUUCCUCAAGCGCGAGAUGUAGGGAUGGAUGGCCUCGGCCAUGGUGUUCCCUUGCCGGUGCGGGUCUCGCCGCGGUGCCGCAACCCCGACGUGGACAGAUCUCGUCUCAACCUUGUCGCUGACGAGCAAGCUACAGAGGAUUCUGAGGUUCAGCUGGUAGAGACUGCUGAGCAGGAGCUCGUUGAAGACGAGCAAGCUACAGAGGAUUCUGAGGUUCAGCUGGUAGAGACUGCUGAGCAGGAGCUCGUUGAAGGAGAAGAAUAGGUGGUUCAAGUGGAGCCAAGUAUCGAGGAGUUCGAUUCGAUCUAGGUGGCGUCUCCCAGUCAGCUUUCUGGCGCCAAGGAUAGAUUUUAGAUCCUGCGAUAUUUAUCUCUUAUUUUGUAAGACUUCCGCUAUGUAAUAAAAUACUCUGAUUAUAUUGUGACAUUUAUCUCUAUACACUCUGUUAUUAUAU
Molecule: messenger RNA, 623 nt
Organism: Zea mays
Lineage: Eukaryota; Viridiplantae; Streptophyta; Magnoliopsida; Poales; Poaceae
Exons: 4
Coding region: 134-433 (99 amino acids)
Source: RefSeq, marked validated